AGAAAACACGACACGUCGCCUUUGUGCAAUAACACGCCUGUGCAGCCAAAAUGGACUAAAUGAAUUUAAAUUUAUGUUCCAGCGGAUUUCAGACCGCAGUAUUGUUCCGUUUGUUCGUUUAGUCACCAAACAUCGUGUUUUUCGUUCCCAGCAGCCUGAAUGGAGAACGACAGCGGUGUGGUUUUGGCCACAGAGAGAUAUGGCAGUGCAGAGUCCUGGAAGUAUUUUGCAAAGGAUGGAGUGAUAGAGAGGAGGAGAGAUGGCAGUGAAGGUGAAUCAAGAGGAAACACUCUUAUUGGAGUAUUUAAAAGUGUGUUCCUGCCUCAAGGCUACCCAGAGAGUGUCAGUGAUGACUACCUGCAGUACCAGUUUUGGGAUACUGUGCAGGCUUUCUCCAGCUCUCUGUCAGGGACUCUGGCCACUCAGGCCUCUCUCAAAGGAGUCGGUGUUGGAAACCAAGAGGCAACUGUGGCUGCAGCCACAGUCACCUGGUUAUUAAGAGAUGGAACUGGCAUGUUGGGAAGAAUCCUCUUCGCCUGGAGGAAAGGGAGUAAACUGGACUCUGAGGCCAAAAAAUGGAGGCUUUUUGCUGAUGUUCUCAAUGACAUUGCCAUGUUCAUGGAGAUAUUGGCUCCAUACUUUCCUGCUUUCUUCACCUUGAUUGUGUGUACUGCAGGGAUAUUCAAGUCCAUUGUUGGAGUGGCAGGCGGAGCGACCAGAGCUGCUCUGACUGUUCAUCAGGCUCGCAGAGACAACAUGGCUGACAUCUCUGCCAAAGAUGGCAGUCAGGAGACUUUAGUAAAUUUGGCUGGACUGCUGAUCAGUUUGAUACUCAUUCCCCUCAUCACUAAUAAUCCAAUACUGACUCUCAGCCUCUUCGUCCUCUUCACCAUCCUCCACCUCUUUGCCAAUUACAAGGCUGUGCGCUCUGUUGUCAUGGAAACCUUCAAUGAGGCGCGGCUUUCAAUCGUGUGGCAGCAAUACCUGAGAGACAAACGAAUCCUGAGUCCACUGGAGGCCAAUCAGAGAGAGCCAGUUUUCUUUGACUUUAGGAAAACUGUGCCAAUCAAACUUGGAGUGAGGCUACAGGAGGUUGUGCAAAGCCCAGAGGAACUUCAGCUGGCUUUGAAGAAAAACAACAUGCCUUACCUCUUAGGAGUGAGAGAUGGGUGCAUAUGUGUUUGUUUGGGACCAGAAGCAUCAGUACACGAUGAAAUCAGAGCGAUGUGUCAGGCUGUGUGGAUCAGCAACAUGUUGAGCCCUCCAACUUCCACAGACCCAGCAACACAAAAACAGCAAAGUAACUGGGAAAUGGUGCAUGAGAGUCACAAGCUGAUGGACACAACUUUCAGUGGAUUUCUCAAAGGUGUUGAAGCUGCAGGAUGGGACUUAAAACGAACUCUGCUGGACUGGGAUGAGUGGAGGGUCGAGUGGAAGUGUAAAAGCAACUGAGCUGUGAGACACCUGCCGCCAAUUCACCUUGUUUAACCUUUAUUAAACAAUGAAAAAUUUUAAAUACCCUUUGAUUUAUUCUGUGGGAUAAUAAAAAUAGAGGGAAAAAAAUCUGUAUUUUGUACAUGAAUAUUUUAAUUUUGUAAUUAAUGUCUUAUUGAAAAUACAAAACUGGAGAAUCAGCGA
Messenger RNA from Toxotes jaculatrix (banded archerfish), 1638 nucleotides. It is a transcript of the gene rusf1, whose product is annotated as RUS family member 1. The transcript is spliced from 14 exons. Lineage: Eukaryota; Metazoa; Chordata; Actinopteri; Toxotidae. The record is from RefSeq and is a predicted model, not a curated record. The coding region runs from base 160 to 1452 and encodes 430 amino acids.